AUGUGCGUUAUCACCAUUCUUCACUGUACGCCGUGCAAAUCUCGACAAGACAUUCCCGAAGAAGGCCUCAUAAUAACAAGAGACUGGCACGCUCGGCUUCUUGUCAACCUCGACAACGACAACAUACCGUUUAAACGCUGCAUCGACGCGAUCAAUCAUGCUCUCAGUAAUGGUCGAUCAGAUACCAUGUAUCCCCGUUGCCGCAACGUCGAAGUUAAGCACAUGGCGGUUACGAAGGACAUUUGUUUUCGAUGCUCAGCUCGACAGAAGAUCCAGAACUUCACUAACAUGCGCAAGCUGUACGAGAAGCAAUCUGUCGCUUGGAGAAACGAAGAGCGUAGUAAUAUAGAGGCCGUGAACGAUAUGCGAAGCCUUAUCAGGGAGUCACCACGAUUGAUCCCCGUAACAGAGAGAGAUAGAGCUUCCUGCACAACAGUUGGCUUCCUCACAGCAAGGCUAGCUCCAGUCACUCCAGUAACAGAGAGCUGGGAAUACUGCCUGGAAAGGCAGAUUCAGCAGCGAGAACUGGCAAAGAGAAAGGAGGCUGAGAAGGCUGAGGAUAAACUGAAGAAGGCGAAGAGAAAGCAAGCAAGACUAAUCUCUGUCCAACAAUGCCUUGCUCGCGCUAAUAGACUGAGGCACACUUCUGCAAUGGAAGAGAAUGCCGAGCAAAGCUCAGCUAGUCGGAGUGAACAAGUAUCGAGACCAGGCUCGUUACAGGAUGUUCCUGCUUCGCAUAAUGAGCUUUCCCCAGCGGCAGAUACCAGAGUUCUUUCUGGGUCGCCAAGCUGGAACACAUUCGUGAGAAAGUUUCACACCACGGGUCGUACUUCAGCUAUUCAGACAGAUCUCUCAGGAAAAGAUCACUCAACUGAUGCUACUAUGCGUCCAGUCGCUGGCUCUGCUUGGGUACGGGUUUUCUUUAGCCUUAGAGGGGAUGCUCCUGAAUUCGCUUCGCUCAGAGGUUGUCCUUCAUCUUUGAAAGGUGGGUCUCUGAGGGCAGAGGCUCCUGAGUUCAGGCCAUUGCGAGAGACACCGCCGACUGAGCCUCGGAUGAUGAGAGCCCCUUCUGCACCUCGAGCGAUGAGGGAAGGUUGCUUGAGACCAGCAUCGACUCAGCCUCGACAAAUGUACUCCACGGUCCGCGGGUACCCAACGUUGCGUGGAUGGCGACAAUAA
Didymella exigua CBS 183.55 is the source of this 1179-nucleotide messenger RNA. RefSeq lists its product as uncharacterized. The transcript has a single exon. Lineage: Eukaryota; Fungi; Ascomycota; Dothideomycetes; Pleosporales; Didymellaceae. Bases 1 to 1179 code for a protein of 392 amino acids. The record is from RefSeq and is a predicted model, not a curated record.